CCUUGAUUACCACGUGACCGCGCCGCGAUACUUCCGUGCGCGUGGCGGCACCUCCACCGUGCCGCACUACGCUGGGCUGUGACGGGCGGCGCGCGUGAAGGUGUGACUCGUGUGACAACGGCGGCGGGCUGGCGCGUCUGAGUCGCUGGCCGGGCUCCAGGGUCAGCGAUGAUGGAGCUCGGCGACAGGGUGCGCGCCCGGCUGGUGGCGGGCCUGGAGCGGGCCGCGCCGCCCGCGCCCCUGCGCCGCCUCGUCUCCCACCACCGCCGCCGGCAAGGUCAUCACGCCUCCGGACACCCGCCGGGCGCUGAGCCGGGCGCUGAUCCGCUGGAACACGAGCUGCUGCUGCUGCAGGUCCGCCUGCGGUACGGUCGCCACCUGCCCGCCAUGGACGCCGGCGGGACUAGUGAUCCGUACGUCAAGUUCAAGCUGGGCUCCAGAGUGGUGUACAAAUCUGACAUCGCUUACAAGACAUUAAAUCCAGUCUGGGACGAGGGCUUUCAGGUCAUCCUCCGAAAUCCGUACCAGAAGCUUCUGUUAAAGGUGUACGACCAUGACUGGGGCAUCCACGACGACUUCAUCGGACAAGCCAAGCUAGAUUUCUCCACCCUGCCACUGAAUGAAGAGCGGGAGGUCACGGUGGCGCUGGUCAACCCAGCUGUGUCCGGAACGUGCGGCACCAUCACAGUGGCGGUGGUGAUCGCCAGCACCACCCGUGAUGAAAUGGAGGAAGCAAAGCUGGCCGAGAGCAAGCCGCCGGCAGCUGAGAAGGGCACGAAGGGGCAGCCAUGGACUGGUAUCGUGAACGUGGUCCUGGUCAAGGCAAAAGGCCUGUUGGCCAUGGAUGCCGGUCGCACCAGCGACCCCUACGUCAAAUUCAAGCUUGGGAAAGAGAAGUACAAGAGCAGAUCCAUUAAUCAUUCGUUAAGUCCUCGCUGGAACGAAGAGUUCAGACUGCAUCUCUAUAGCCACGGCCCGCACAUCAUUGAGAUGGAAGUAUUCGACCACGAUUUGAAGACUGUGGACGACUUUAUGGGAAAGGCCACGCUCGACCUCUCUGAGCUGCAGAGGGAGAAGACACACAGGCUGUGGGUGAACCUGGAGGAGGGCGCGGGCUCCGUCCUCCUCUUCGUCACCAUCUCCGGAACGACGCAGGUGGAGACUGCCUGCGACCUGCUGGCCUACCGAGAAGACCCGGCCCGCAGGAGGAGGCUUCAGGAGCAGUUUAGUUUGAAGAACACGUGCAGUGAACUGGACCGUGUCGGCCACCUAACGGUGAAGGUGGUGAAGGCGCAGGGCCUGGCCGUGGCCGACCUGGGCGGCACCUCUGACCCCUUCUGCGUGCUGGAGCUGGUCAACCAGAGGCUGCAGACGCACGUCGUGUACAAGUCACUGGCGCCACACUGGAACAAAAUCUUCACGUUGGACGUGAGCGACAUGCACAGCGUUCUGGAGUUCUCUGUCUACGACCAAGACUACGACCACGAGGCUGACUUCUUGGGGAAGCUCGCCAUCCCACUGUUCCAGAUUCGAUCUGGCGAGAGACGGUGGUUUCCGCUCAAAGACGAAAGGCUUCGCAGGAGGGCAAGAGGAAACAACCCGCAGAUAUGUCUGGAGAUGGAAAUCUACUGGAAUCCCGUGCGAGCCGCGGUGCGGACGUUCGCCCCCCGCGAGCGCAAGCACGCCAAGCCAGCGGUCAAGUUCAGCAGGUCGGCCUUCGUGCACCACGUGAACCGACUGAGCGCGCGCAGCAAGCGGGCGUUCGGCUUCGCACAGUUCGUCAGGAGCGUGCUGGCAUGGGAGUCGAAGCCGAAGACGAUCGCGACCUUCGUCUUCUUCAUGCUCAUCAUCUACUGCUUCGAGCUGUACAUGGUCCCGGCAUUCAUACUGGUGGCCGCGGCGCGCGGCUGGAUGGCCCGAGUGGCUUCAUCCAAGGAACAGCAUACCCAGGAGGAUGAGAAUUACAAUGGAGAAGACGAUGAUGACGGUGAUGACGAAGAAAAGGAUCUCAGCGACUCGUGUGAGACGCUGGACGUGGAGUGGCGGUACUGGCGCUACCUACCGGACAAGAAAAAGACGUUGAAGGAGAAGGUGCUGUCGGUCCAGGAGGUGACGAGCCUGAUGCAGAACUGGCUGGGAUACUUUGCCUCGAUGAUGGAGCGCCUGCUGCGGGCGAUAGACUUUACCGUGCCGUUCCUGUCGUGGCUGGCCGUGCUACUGCUCACCGCGACCACCGUCACGCUCUACUACGUGCCUGUGCGGUACCUCAUCAUGAUGUACGGCUGCCUCAAGUUCGCCGAGAAGCCGCUGGAGUUGGGGACCGACCCCGCGUUCGCGCUGCUCCACUUCCUCGACCGCGUACCCGACAACGAGCAAGUGCGCCAGCGCCGGGAGCUGCAGUUAGCGCCGGACAGUGGGCCACAGCGACGUGAGCUGCAGCACGUGAGAUUCAGACCGAGAAAACUGUCCUGACUCUGCUCCGAUGUGUGGACGCGCCACGGCAGGCCGAGGAUUGCACCCACGGGAGCGGCAACGCUGCUAAUAGUCAACUCAGCUUACAGGUUCAACCGCAAGCUACCCAUCAGCUAAUGGGGCCAGCUGUCUGGCGCCGUGCUGUGGAUGGGUCAUGGGUCAUGGGUCAACCGCCUCAUCGAGCACGUUGCGUACUCUAAAAUGCACAUUAUUUAAUGGUCAUUUUCAUACACAUAGCGUCUGAAGUGUGUUAUGCAGUUUUGUACCGGGCCACUUUACGGCACCCCCCCCCCCCCGUGUUGUUGAUAUCACGUGAAUAAGGUCCGCAACGUUCACUGUGUCAUGUGUCAACGGUGUCUUUGUACACGUUUUUGACAUCGUUACGUCACGGCUCAAAACUGUGUGUAUCAGCACAUCAUGAUUUAACUUGGGGAGUCGUUAUGUCAUGGUUCAAGUCGUGGACAUUACCUUUGUCAUUAUUUUCAUGCAGCUUGCGGUCAUGGCAAGAUGCGGCAGAUCGCUCUCGCUUGCACGAAUGGUUUGCAGUUUUAGAACCCUUGCGAAUAGGGCGUACUAAGCUGUGAAUGGGCGCAGUUGUGCGCAGGGGGUGCAAUUCAUCUGUGGUAUGAGUCUGCCAUGUACGAGCACAACAGGAAAUAAACUCCUAAAAAUCGCG
Molecule: messenger RNA, 3148 nt
Organism: Pollicipes pollicipes
Lineage: Eukaryota; Metazoa; Arthropoda; Thecostraca; Pollicipedomorpha; Pollicipedidae
Product: multiple C2 and transmembrane domain-containing protein
Exons: 18
Coding region: 169-2472 (767 amino acids)
Biological process (GO): regulation of neurotransmitter secretion
Cellular component (GO): synaptic vesicle membrane
Molecular function (GO): calcium ion binding
Source: RefSeq, a predicted model, not a curated record